This is a messenger RNA of Mesitornis unicolor (brown roatelo), 807 nucleotides long. RefSeq names its product protein tyrosine phosphatase, non-receptor type 20B (gene PTPN20). The transcript has 6 exons. Gene Ontology annotation, biological process: protein dephosphorylation. The coding region runs from base 28 to 807 and encodes 259 amino acids. Lineage: Eukaryota; Metazoa; Chordata; Aves; Mesitornithiformes; Mesitornithidae. Gene Ontology annotation, molecular function: protein tyrosine phosphatase activity. The record is from RefSeq and is a predicted model, not a curated record.
GAGAAUCAAGAGGUGUUAAAGGAGUUUAUGGCUUUAGAACAUGUGAAACCAGUAGAUGACUGCAGAACUGGCAAAGCACCAGAAAACCAGGAUAAAAACAGAUACCAAGAUAUUCUUCCAUACGAUAAGACACGAGUUCCUCUGGGGGAAAAGAAUGGCUACAUUAAUGCAAGUUACAUUAGAAUGAAAGUUGGAGAAGAGGAACAUUUCUAUAUUAUAACGCAAGGGCCUCUGCCAUCCACUACGGCUGAUUUCUGGCAAAUGGUUUGGGAGAGUGAAUCAGAUGUGGUUGCCAUGAUGACAGAAGAAGUGGAGCUAGGGCAAGUCAAAUGUCAUCGAUACUGGCCUGAACCACCCCAUGACUCUAUAGACCUGGCUAAUUUCUAUCUUCGGCUAGAUAAUCACCAGAUGCUGGAAUAUUUCAUAAUUAGAACAAUAGAAGUUAUCAACAAGCGGACAGAAGAGAAACGCAUUGUAAGUCAUUUGCAGUUUGCCAAUUGGCCAGACCACAGUACUCCCAAACUGGCUGAGCAGCUCGUAAAAUUUAUUUGUUACAUGAGAAAAGUUCACAGUACAGGACCUAUCGUUGCUCACUGCAGCAGUGGCAUUGGAAGAAGUGGAGUUUUGCUGUGUCUUGAAGUUCUGCUCAGCUACAUAGAAAAAGAUCUAUGUUUCAACAUCGAGCAGAUAGUGAGAGAUUUGAGAGAUCAGCGUUUUGGCAUGAUCCAAAGUAAGGAUGAGUAUAUAUUCUGUUAUGAAGUUGUGCUGGAAGUCCUUCAGAACCUUCAAGCAAUGGAUUCCUACUGA